Messenger RNA from Loxodonta africana (African savanna elephant), 6537 nucleotides. It is a transcript of the gene BUD13, whose product is annotated as BUD13 homolog. The record is from RefSeq and is a predicted model, not a curated record. Lineage: Eukaryota; Metazoa; Chordata; Mammalia; Proboscidea; Elephantidae. The transcript is spliced from 10 exons. The coding region runs from base 33 to 1961 and encodes 642 amino acids. Gene Ontology annotation, molecular function: RNA binding. Gene Ontology annotation, cellular component: RES complex; U2-type spliceosomal complex. Gene Ontology annotation, biological process: mRNA splicing, via spliceosome.
GGGCGAGCCGUCUCCCCGCCCGCGCCGCUGCCAUGGCGGCAGCUCCGCCGCUCUCCAAGGCCGAGUAUCUGAAGCGGUACUUGUCUGGGGCAGAUGCCGGCGUCGACGGGGGCCCCGAGUCCGGUCGCAAGCGUCGCAAAAAGCGGGCGAAGCCCGGAGGGGCCGGCGGCAAGGGAAUGCGGAUUGUGGAUGAUGAUGUGAGUUGGACAGCUAUCUCCACCACUAAACCAGAGAAGGAGGAAGAGGAAGAUGAUGGAGAUUUGCCUGUGGUGGCUGAGUUUGUGGAUGAGCGGCCGGAAGAGGUAAAGCAGAUGGAAGCCUUUCGUUCCAGUGCCAAAUGGAAGCUUCUGGGAGGCCACAGUGAAGACCUAGCCUCACGUAGGCAUUUCCAUCAUGAUACCCCGGAUUCAUCCCCUCCCAGGAGGGUCCAUCACGACUCUCCAGAUCCAUCUCCCCCAAGGAGGGUCCGUCACGACUCCCCAGAUCCAUCUCCCCCCAGGAGGGUCCGUCACGACUCCCCAGAUCCACCUCCUCCCAGGAGAGUCCGUCACGACUCCCCAGAUCCACCUCCUCCCAGGAGGGUCCGUCACGACUCCCCAGACCCAUCUCCCCCCAGGAGGGUCCGUCAUGACUCCUCAGACACUUCACCAUCCAGGAGGGCCUGUCAUGAACCCUGGGAUCCUUCUCUAUCCAGGAAACCUCAUUGUAAUUCUUCAGAUGUAUCUUCUAGGAAAGCUCGUCAUGACUCACCAGAUCCAUCUCCUCCUAGGAGGGCCCGUCACAAUUCCUCAGAUAUAUCUCCUCCCAGAAGGGCUCGUCAUGAUUCCCCCAAUUUAUCUGCCAGUGCCCCUCAUUCACUGCCCAGAACCAAAAGCAGUAAAGCCCCAGAAAGAACCUAUAGCAAGUCUUCUCCACACUGGAAGGGGCCAGGACCCUCUCGUUCGUCAUUCACAAAGAACAGCAAACAUGAGUAUGCCUCGGACCUCUCUCCGCCACGAAAAAAGCAAGCAAAAUCCCACCUUAGGGAUAAGCAGUAUGAUUCUAAAGGCCCUUCUCCCAGCCAUAGGAAAUUUCAUUUAAGUUCUUCACCUAGGAGACGACAGAGUCACACCUUGAACUCUCCUUCCUACCCAAGUGACAGCAGGAAAGCCUCUGAUUCAGAUCUUUCUCCUCCACGGCAUAAACCCAAACAAAGUCCAGAGCACCAGGAUUCUGGUUCAGAUCUGUCACCUCUACGGAAUAGACCUAGACACCAGAGCUCUGAUUCUGACCUCUCUCCACCAAGAAGGAAACGGACCAAAUCUUCUGAUUCUGAUCUGUCUCCACCUCGAAGGAGUCAGCCUCCUGGAAAGAAGGCUGCACACAUGUUUUCUGGGGCCAAAGCCGGGUUGGUGUUAACUGACAUACAGCGAGAGCAGCAGGAGCUCAAGAAACGGGACCAAGAAACCCUGGAGUUGGAAGCUGAAUUCCAGUAUGCUGAAACCGUGUUUCGAGAUAAGUCUGGUCGUAAGAGGAACUUGAAACUGGAACGUUUAGAGCAAAGGAGAAAAGCAGAGAAGGACACAGAAAGAGAUGAGUUGUAUGCCCAGUGGGGAAAAGGGCUUGCCCAGAGCCGCCAACAGCAACAAAAUGUGGAGGAUGCAAUGAAGGAGAUGCAGAAGCCUCUGGCCCGCUAUAUUGAUGAUGAAGACCUGGAUCGGAUGCUGAGAGAACAAGAAAGAGAUGGGGACCCCAUGGCCAACUUCAUCAAAAAGAAUAAAGCCAAGGAGAACAAGAAUAAGAAAGUGAGACCUCGCUAUAGUGGCCCAGCACCUCCUCCCAACAGGUUCAAUAUCUGGCCUGGGUAUCGCUGGGAUGGGGUGGACAGAUCUAAUGGAUUUGAGCAGAAGCGCUUUGCCAGACUUGCCAGCAAAAAGGCAGUGGAGGAACUUGCCUACAAGUGGAGUGUUGAGGAUAUGUAACUUUUCUGAGGCUGUGGGGGUAACUCUGGGUUGCAGUAAUGGGCAUAGGGCAGCCAGACAUCCAUCUGUUACAGUUGUCUGCGCUAAUAAUCGGGGCCCAUGUAAACCAGCAACUUGUUGAGUGCCAGUUUUGACCCCAGAAGAAUAUUUGGGGUCUGCUGUUUGGACUGAGGCACCUGUAUUUCUCAGGUGUGCCCACACUGGCUGUUGCUUGCUUUCAGAGGAAGUAUUGAUUCUCAGUGCUCCAGGGUUUGUUCUUGGUAAGGUUUUUUUUUUCUUUUUUUAAUUAAUAAACAUAUACAUUUAUUUUUUUAAAGUCAUUCUCUUAACUGGGUAUUUUGUUUCUGGGAAGACCCAAGUUAUAUUGAACCCCCUGAGGAUCCUGGGGGUGAUGGUUGGAUUGUCUGUCCAUUAAUCUUGAAAGCACUGUAAAUAAAAACUUUCACAGUGAUAGAGCCUUUUCUGAGAAGGCAAGAAUUAAUACUAAGCUAGACAUAGGCAUAGACUCAUGGAUAUUUGGAGACUUGGUGUAUGAUAAAGGUGGUGUCACAAUUUAGUGGGGGAAUAGAUGGCUAGUGGUACUCAGAAAAUUGACUUAUUAUAUGAACAAAAGUAAUGUUGGCUCCAUACCUUAUACCAUAUAAAACAAAAUAAAUUCCAGAGGAGUUAAAGACCUAAAUGAAAGGUAAAAUAACAGUAAUAGGGAAAAAUGGAGAAUGUCCUUUUGACCUUGGAGUGAGGAUGAAACAAACAAACAAAAAAAAACCCUUUGCCAUGGAGUCAAUUCUGACUGUUGGUGACCCUAUAGGACAGAGAAAAACUGCCUCAUAGGGUUUCCAAGGAGCAGCCAGUGGACUGGAACUGCCGACCUUUAAGAUUCCCAGUGCACAACCCGUAAGAUUGGAUAGAUUUGACUGCUUUAAAAUGAAAUGUUUCUCUUCGAGAAAGCAUCCCAUAGAUGAAGUUAAUGGUACAUAUUAGGAGAAAACAUUUGCACUGUCUAAAACUGACAAACCAAAACCUUGUCAUUGAGUAGAUUCUGAUUCAUAGUGACCCUAUAGGACAGAGUAAUACUGCCCCAUAGGGUUUCCAAGGAACACAACUGGUGGAUUUGAACUGCCAACCUCUUGGUUAGCAGCCGAGCUCUUAACUGUGACGCCACCAGGGUUCCAAAACUGACAAGGGAUUGACUAUUUAAAAAAUUGCAAAUCAGGAAGAAAAAGAAAACACAAAAUAAAAAUGGGCAAAGAAUAUGAAUAGGUAAAAUCAAAAUGGAAAAUCAGAAUAGCUCAUUCGUGUAUGAAGAAAUUCUCAACCUUAUUAGCAAUUAGAGAAGCAAAUUAAAACAUUAAUGAGUUUCUACUUUGUUAGUUAGGCCAAAAAAAAAAAAAACUGGAACUCUCAUGGGGAAUGAAAACUCAUGGGGAGUUUCAGUUGAUGCCUCCAUUCUGGAGAACAAUGGGCAACACUUACUGAAAUUAAUAUCUGGGAUGCGAUAUGUCAUGCCUUUUAAGAGUAUGGCUCAGGAGCUGUACUGCCUAAGUUUGAAUCCCAGCUUGUCAUUUGCUAGCUGUGUGACCUUUAGUAAGUCAUUUAACUUCUCUAUACCUUAGUUUCUUCAUUUAUAUAAUAGAGGUAAUAGUACCAACUAGUAAGUUUAUUGUGAACUUAGAACAGUGCCUGAUAUAUAAUAAGUAUCACAAAAUUUUUAGCUCUUAUCAUUAUCGUCAUCUUUUCAUCAUCAAGUGCGGUAGCUAGCUUUGCAAAUGGUCCCCAGUGGUCCCUGUGUCCUCAUACUCAAGCCCCUGUAUAGUCUCUUCCCACAAUGAAUAGGACUGACCUAUGUAACCAAUAGGAUGUACUAGAAAUGAUGGUGUGUGACUUCUGAGACCUUGGAUCACUUGCCUUGGGGGAAGCCAGCUGCUGUGUUGUGAGGACACUCAAGCAGCCCUCUGGAGAGGCCCAUGUGGAGAAGUACUGAGGCCUCUCACCAACAGCCAGCCAUGUGAGUGAGCCAUCUUGGGAGUGAACCUUCCAGCUCCAUUCAAGCCCUCAGACGGCCACGCCCCUGGGUGACAGCUUGACCACAACCUCAUGAGAGAUCGUGACCAGAAUCACCCAGCAGAACUGCAUCCAAAUUUUUGACCCACAGAAACUGUGAUUUAAUAGAUGUUUUUAAAAAUAAAUAAAUAAAGCAGCUUUAUGGAGAUAUAAUUAACAUACUGUACAAUUCACCCAUUUUAAAUGCACAGUCCAGUGGUUUUUAGUAUAUUCAGAGAGUUGUACAGCCAUCACCACAAUCAAUUUUAGAACUUUUCAUCACCCCGUGGGUACAUUAGCAGUUACUCCCCUCUUCCCCCCAGUAUCCUCAGCCCUAGGUAACCACUAGUCUAUUUUCUGUCUCUGGAUUUGCAUCUUCUGGACAUUUCAUACAUGUGGAAUCAUACGAUAUGUGACCUUUCAUGUCUGGCUGCUUUCACUUAUGAUGUUUACAGGCUCUUCAUAUGUCGGUACUUCAUUCCUUUUUAUGGUACAUCCCUUGUGUGGAUAUACCAUAUUUUAUUUAUCCAUACAACAGUUGAUGGCUAUUUGAGUUGUUUCCAUUUUUUGGCUAUUAUGAAUAAUGUUGCAGUGUGCAUUCAUGCACAAAUUUUGGUGUGGAUGUGUGUUUUCAUUUCUCUUGGGUAUACACCUGGGAGUGGAAUUACUCGGUUGUGUGGUAACUCCAUGUUUAACUUUUUGAUGAACUGCCAAACUCUUUCCAAAGCAGCAUAUGAGUUGCAGUUGCUUCACGUUCUUGCUAACACUUGUUAUUAUCAGUCUUUGACUAUAGUCAUCCUAGUGGAUGUCAAGUGUGGUUUUGAUUUGCAUAGGAUCGCUAUGAGUCAGAAUCAACUUACAGCAGCAGGUUUGGUUUUUGUUUUUUUAAUGGAUAAUGAUGUGUAUCUGCUUUGGAGAAAGGUUUAUUCAAAUCCUUUGGAUUGUCUUUUUCUUGUUGAGUUGUAAGAAUUCCUUAUAUACCCUGGAUACAAGUUCCUUAUCAGAGACAUGAUUUGCAAAUAUUUGCUCUCAUUUUUUGGGCUAUUGUUUUUCUUAGGGCACUAAGUUUUGGGGUAAGUUGUUACGCAGCAGCAGAUAAUACAUUAGGUAUGUGCAUACCCUACAUGAAAGCAGUUCCACUCCUGGCUACAACCUUUAGAGAAACUUGCACAAACCCACAAGGAGUUGUAUGUAAGGAUGUUUAUCUAUGCAUAGCUUGGGUAGCAAAAAGCUGGAAGCAAUUUUUAUGUCCACCACUAAGGGAAUGGAUAAGUAAAAUGUGCUAUAUGCAUAUGAUGGGAUAUUAUAAAAAGCAGUCAGAAAAUAGCUGUUAAGAAUUUAACAACAUGAUAGACCUCAGAUGAGGAAAAUAAAUGACAGUGAGAUUUAUAGCAAGCUAGGUAAGUAAAUUAAACACACGAAGCCACAUUAGUGUUUAAGGAGGAUUAUGUUUUAACUUACUAGGAUGGGGUCUGUGGGAGGAAUAAAAUGGGGCAUGAAAUGGGAGAAGGGAAACGUGGAUGAAAGCGAUGGUCUCCCAUGAACUGAGGUGUGUGACCAACUCAGUUUUGUGUAACUGAGGCCGUAAGGCAGGUGAGUGUGUGUGUGUGUGUGUGUGCGCGAAUAUACACAUGCAGAUCCAGAAGCAAGGUCCUGCUCUAGUGGAAUUGUCAUUUAGUACCUGUAUUAGUCAGGAUAAGCUAAACUGCUAUACCUCCAGAUACACUGGCUUACUGCAAUAGACGUUUGUUUUUUUUUUCCCCACGGUCACGUGACAUCCAGGGUAGUUUCAGGUUGGGAAAAUGUGAGGGGGAUGCUCUACUUCAUGCAGUCAUCUAGGGACGAGGCGUGUGGCACUUCUGCCAACUUCAGCAUGGCUUCCAAGGCAGCUUUGGGCAUUGCCAUUCCAGUGAGUUUGAGACAGAGCUUGGAGGAUUGCUUGGCAGCUGUUACGGGCCAGCUCUACAAGUGGCACACACUUUUGCUCACAUUCUGUUAGCUAGAACUUAGUUGUUUAACUGCUUCUUAAUGCAAGGAGCCUGAGGAAUGUACUCUGUGCCCAAGAAGAAGGGAAAAGGGGACUUUGUUGGGCAGCUGUCGUCUCUGCCGCAGUGUGCACUUCUCACACUCUUGAAGAAAGGCUGUCCAUUCGCCAGCUUUUAAACACAUAAAUGGAUUUUUAAAAAUAAUUUAUUUUUGUUGAGAGUAUCCACAGCAGGACAUACAACAGUUUCUACAUGUGCAAUUCAGUGAUACUGAUUACAUUCUUCACGUUGUGCAGCUGUUCUAACCUUUCUUUUCUAAGUUGUUCCUUCUCCAUUAACAAACUCACUGCCCUGUUUCCUAUCUUUCAAGUUACUGUUAUUAGUUUGAUCCUAGAUAGAUAGACCUUGAAAGAGCACAAUGCUCAAGGUAGACAUUCUUUACUAGUUUAGCCAAACUGUUGUUUGUUUUAAGAAGACUUCAGGGAAUGUUUUUGGCUUAAGGCUUAAAGCUUAUCUCAGGAUAUUGGUUUCAAGGGUUUAUCCAGCCUCUA